AUGUUGAACUUGUCGCAAUUAAGACAACUGCGCAGCAAGUUUCACUGUAUGUCUGCAUACACCCUUUGCAGAUCGUUUAGUUCCCUUUCUACUGACAUGACUUUUCAGCCUUAUACUAUUUGGACACUGUAUAACUAUGACUCUAACCAGAGUUUGGAUUCACAAUCGCAAAAGCUAUCAUUGAUGUUCCAAAGUAUUGCCCUUGCUGUGAUAGCAGAUGGUGCUAAUGCUCGUGUAGAGAUGAAGACUUUCAAUAAUUUAUACGUACAGUUGAAUGAUAAUAAGAUAAAAGAAAUAAUCAAGCAAAUUUUAGAUAUGGAACAAGGUCAAUCAAUAUCUAUUAUCAACAACAUGGAGCUUAGUCAAAAAUUACAAAAAUUAGCUGAUUCCAUGACAACUUGUAUAUCCAACGCCAACAAAAAAGCAAAAGAGAUAUUUUCCAAGUACUUAUCAAAAUGA
Molecule: messenger RNA, 459 nt
Organism: Mucor mucedo
Lineage: Eukaryota; Fungi; Mucoromycota; Mucoromycetes; Mucorales; Mucoraceae
Exons: 1
Coding region: 1-459 (152 amino acids)
Source: RefSeq, a predicted model, not a curated record